Molecule: messenger RNA, 1719 nt
Organism: Cavenderia fasciculata
Lineage: Eukaryota; Evosea; Eumycetozoa; Acytosteliales; Cavenderiaceae
Exons: 1
Coding region: 1-1719 (572 amino acids)
Source: RefSeq, a predicted model, not a curated record
AUGAAUGAUAGCAAUAACAACAAACAAGAAGGAAAUACAACUACAGCUACUACAACUACUACUAAAUUCUCUUUAUUACCAUGGAAUGUAAUCAUUCUUAUAAUCAGAUUAACUUGGAAUAGUUUGGAUAAAAGUGAUAACUUUAAAAGAAAAAAGAAACAAGAUGACUAUUUGAAUGACAGUAGCGAGGAAGAUGAAGAGGAACAAGAGGAUGAUGAUGAUGAUGAUGAUUAUGACGAUGAAGAAGAGGAUUACUAUUAUUACUAUCAAAAAUAUAAUUAUACAGGUGGAAAGAGUAGUAGUAGUAGGAGGAGACCAUCUAAUAAUCAAAAGAAUCAAAUAUCAACAGAAUGGGCAUUAAAUGAAAGAUUAUGUAAAUUACAUUUAUCAUUGGUAUCCAAACAAAUAUUUCAAUUUAUUCAAUCAUCUUUGGUAGAUAAUAAUAAUAACAAUAAUAAUAAUAAUAAUGAAAUAGAUGAAAAUAUAGAUCAUCAUAUAAAUAUUAGUAGUAGGAAAAGAUUAAUAUUACCAAACAUUAUAUUAUAUAAAAUAAUUAAUUAUUGUUGGUAUAGUUAUUGUUUUAAUGUUUAUGAUGAAAAUAACAAUAACAAUCAUAAUCAUGUCACUAGUAAUAAUAAUAAUAAUGAUAUAUCAAUAGUUAAAAGACAAUUAGAAUUAACAUUGGUAAACAAAACAUUAUUCAAAUAUAUUGGAAAACAUUUGUUUACAUCCAUUAAAAUGACUAGAUUUGAUGAUGACUUGUUGUCCCAUUUAGAUAAUCCUCAUUGUGUACUCAAAAAUGUCAAGUGUUUGGUGGAUAGUUGCAACAAUUGUCCCAAUGUUCGUGCAUUGUUGAAACGAAUUGCACCGAUGGUUGAAAGGUUCGAAGGACAUUACAUCCCAUUCAACACUGCUGGCACACAAGAUGAUGGUGAUGAUGAUCAACCAACGACAUUUCCAACUCAUCUCACUCAUUUACAAUUGUACGGUCAAUCUAUUCAAUUCUCAAGACUACUUCAAUUCUCUACAUUGGUAUCUAUCAAUUGUAUGAAUGUUCUAGUACUGCUGUGGAAAGAACCCGAUCAUUUGAUGAAAGACUUUUACAAAAGAUUGCCAAAUCUUAGAAAACUAUUGUUGCAUCGACACAACAUUCUUCUCUACGAACAAUUCCCUCAACCUACCAAAGACCAACUUGAAGCCAUAUCAAUAGAGUUUGAAGACGAGUUCAACACCAAUGAAUGGGAGUUACUAUCCAAUGAAUACCGUGAACAAUUAUUAUUCCAAUUCAAGAGUAUCAAGACACUCUACCUAAUCAACGGGUUUAGACAAUCGAGUACCAUCAAUUUACCAAGGUCUAUUGUCAAGUUGGUCAUCCCACAUUCCGUCAAAACACCCAAUAGUUACUUUCCAACAGACUUGGUACUAGCCAACCAAAGUAUUCAAACCGUCAAAAAAUACCUUCAAAAGGAGUUAUUCUCGUUUGGGUUCAAUUCCAAUCCAUACGCCUUUGUCACUAGAGAAAUUAAUUCCAAGGCACCCGUGACACUAUUAAACAUCAUCAUUGUCUAUAAAGGUGAUACAUUUUGUCAAGGUGCUCUUUCUGUUGACGAUUUAAAUGAUAUGAAAGAAAAGAGUGAAUAUCAAUUUAUAGGUAUCAUAAAUAAUUAUAAAUAUUAUUUUAAAAGAAAAGAAGAAGAAGAAGAUAUAUAUAUUAAAUAA